UACAACUUCAGAAGGAGUAAUAACAUAAUCGUCCCGAGUGUUAACUCGCAGUUUCGUAAAAACUCUAUUAGCUAUAGAGGCGCUAUUCUUUGGAACGCUGUCUCGAGUCAUUUUACAGACCAGUUUACUGUUUUUUAUCGCAAAGUGAAGAAGGACAUCUUAUUUUAAGGAACUUGAUUUUAGCGCACAGUCGGUCCAGUCGCUGCCCAGGCACUACCAAGAUUUUAAAUGCUUUUAACUAUUUUUCGAUUUUAAAUGCUGUAGUCAAUUUACUUAGAGGUAACUAA
Porites evermanni is the source of this 287-nucleotide messenger RNA. Lineage: Eukaryota; Metazoa; Cnidaria; Anthozoa; Scleractinia; Poritidae. The record is from the annotation of a GenBank genome assembly.